Molecule: messenger RNA, 2905 nt
Organism: Epinephelus fuscoguttatus (brown-marbled grouper)
Lineage: Eukaryota; Metazoa; Chordata; Actinopteri; Perciformes; Serranidae
Exons: 5
Coding region: 7-1572 (521 amino acids)
Source: RefSeq, a predicted model, not a curated record
UAGUAGAUGGCCCCGGAGUACACAGUGCCUAUGGUGAAAGCAUAUUCUCACACAACAGGACAGGUCACAACAGGACAGGUCACAACAGGACACAUCACAACAGGACAGAUCACAACAGGACACAUCACAACAGGACAGGUCACAACAGGACACAUCACAACAGGACACGUCACAACAGGACACAUCACAACAGGACACGUCACAACAGGACAGGUCACAACAGGACAGAUCACAACAGGACACGUCACAACAGGACAGGUCACAACAGGACACAUCACAACAGGACACAUCACAACAGGACAGGUCACAACAGGACACAUGACAACAGGACACAUCACAACAGGACACAUGACAACAGGACACAUCACAACAGGACACAUGACAACAGUACACAUCACAACAGGACACAUCACAACAGGACAGGUCACAACAGGACACAUGACAACAGGACACAUCACAACAGGACAGGUCACAACAGGACAGGUCACAACAGGACAGGUCACAACAGGACAGGUCACAACAGGACACAUGACAACAGGACACAUGACAACAGGACACAUGACAACAGGACACGUCACAACAGGACAGGUCACAACAGGACACAUCACAACAGGACACAUCACAACAGGACAGGUCACAACAGGACACGUCACAACAGGACACGUCACAACAGGACACAUCACAACAGGACACAUCACAACAGGACAGGUCACAACAGGACACAUGACAACAGGACACAUCACAACAGGACACAUGACAACAGUACACAUCACAACAGGACAGAUCACAACAGGACACAUGACAACAGGACACAUGACAACAGGACAGGUCACAACAGGACAGGUCACAACAGGACAGGUCACAACAGGACACAUGACAACAGGACACAUGACAACAGGACACAUGACAACAGGACACGUCACAACAGGACACGUCACAACAGGACAGGUCACAACAGGACACAUCACAACAGGACACAUCACAACAGGACACAUCACAACAGGACAGGUCACAACAGGACACAUCACAACAGGACACGUCACAACAGGACAGGUCACAACAGGACACAUCACAACAGGACACGUCACAACAGGACACAUCACAACAGGACACAUCACAACAGGACACAUGACAACAGGACACGUCACAACAGGACAGGUCACAACAGGACACAUCACAACAGGACAGGUCACAACAGGACACAUCACAACAGGACACAUCACAACAGGACACGUCACAACAGGACAGGUCACAACAGGACACAUCACAACAGGACACGUCACAACAGGACACGUCACAACAGGACACGUCACAACAGGACAGGUCACAACAGGACACAUCACAACAGGACACGUCACAACAGGACAGGUCACAACAGGACACAUCACAACAGGACAGGUCACAACAGGACACAUGACAACAGGACACAUCACAACAGGACACAUGACAACAGGACACAUCACAACAGGACACAUCACAACAGGACACAUCACAACAGGACAGGUCACUGGACCACAGAUUGAUGAAAUGGACCUUGAGCUGCACCAUAAAACAAAUAUUGAGCGUCUAUGAAGUGUGUGUGGCUGAGGCCUGUAGAUAUGAAUAUGUAAACGUACACUCAUGUCUUCUGUUUGCCACAUGUGCACAUUUACUCUUUUAAGGUAAAAAAAAAAAAAGUGCCGCCGUGUCCACAUAUGAACGUGACCACGCACGCACAAGCAGGUGUUACGUCACGAGCUAAAAUCUCACUCUAGCCCUCUGACCAAAGCUGGCACCCAUGACUGAACCAUCUGUCUCCAGAGUUGCCAAGUCCACUCAUUAUAAGCAACUUUGGGCUUGUUUUUCUGUAAAGUCACUUACAAAUAUUGGUAGUCGCAGGUCACGUUUUUUUUUUGGGCUUGUUUCUAAAGCGUAGUUGCUUAUUUGGGCAUGUUCCCAGCUCCAUAAGUUGUCAAGCAGAUAUUUUCGAUAUGUUAUUUAAACGUAGGAUAGUUUGUCUUGCCUGUUCCCUCUGUCCCUCCCCUUUCCCCAUGCACACAGGAGACAGCAGAGUUUUUCCCACCCGCAUCCUGCUUCCAAUUGGCUCUGACCCUGAUGGCAACGAGUACUAGCCAAUCAGAGGCAGAGCAGGGUAAUGCGUUGUUUUUUUUCUGGUUAGGAAAAUACCAGUCCUGUAACUAAAAGAAAAAAGUUAGAUGAGUGCAUAAAAAGCAAUAAUAAAUGAAGAUUUUGUGAAUUCAGGAUGAUAUUUAUUUGUAUGUGCAAAUGUUAAUUAUCAGAGGUUUACUGUGUAUAUAAUGUACUUGGUACUACAUCAGUCUAUAUUUGAUAUCCCAUCUGUUUUCUCAUCUUAAAUAAUGUUAAAAGGUAGUUUAACUCUCUUUUGUGGAUGUAAAUUGACAAUCUGUGCCCACAGUUUAAAAUCCGUCCCCACGGAUUGUAAAACCGUGCACACAGUUUAUUUAAUUUUCUCUCACCGGAACCUCGGGGGCCUCCGUAGAAAACGUCGCUUGUUUUGGGCUUAUUUUCACAGGCCUGGUUGCUUAUUUGUCUCGCGAGAUCUGGCAACAGUGUGUCUCCAUGUUCACACAGAGACGAUACAAAUACCAGAAACGUUUCUUCACAGAUUCACAACUGUUCUGAAUAUAAAGACAAAAGUCAUCUCUCUGAAAAUAUUCAGUUAACGUCACAAACACGUCACGAAACGAGCAUACGGCUAAGGUAAUGCUAACGUGAUGCUAACGUGAUGCUAACCGGAGCUCUUACACCGAGCUGUGAAGGGAAGCUAACAGUGUUAGCAGAAGCUAAUGAGCUGUUUGAUGCUUCAUCACUAACGUUACAUCACGUUUUCACAGCGCGGUAACAGGUGAGAUUAAAGACAGAAACACCUGGACUCACCUGAUGG